AACGGGCCAGCCCGGAAACACUAAAAUACGCAGGUAAGCGCAGUCAACCCUUCAAAACCCUAAUGCACUCUACAAGUGGCCAUAUAAAUUCCUUAACGAUUCGAUCGAGUCCCUUCUCUGCGAAGACCUUUGAAGCUAGGGUUUUUCCACCAAGGAGAUGGGAAAAGGAACAGGAAGCUUUGGAAAGAGGAGGAACAAGACUCACACCCUGUGUGUGAGAUGUGGCCGCCGUAGCUUCCAUCUCCAGAAGAGCCGAUGCUCCGCUUGUGCCUUUCCCGCCGCCCGCAAAAGGACUUAUAACUGGAGUGUGAAGGCAAUUCGAAGGAAGACCACUGGAACUGGUCGCAUGAGGUAUCUCCGUAAUGUUCCCCGCAGGUUCAAGAGUGGCUUCAGAGAAGGUACUGAGGCUGCUCCAAGGAAGAAGGGGGCUGCUGCAGCCUCGUAAGGUUUUCAUUGUGUUCUUGGUUUUCAUUGUCUUAAAUUUUGCAAGAAGCACAAUUUUUGGAUUUUGUCUACUCUGUUACUUAUUAUCAGUCACAAAUUGUUAUUGUUUUGGAUUAAUGAGAUUUUAGUGCUUUAUUUUGACAAUGUAAGUUAAAUUACUUUUUAAAUUUCACUCCAUGCCUUAUUAUUGUUAUGAA
Messenger RNA from Camellia sinensis, 641 nucleotides. Its product is annotated as large ribosomal subunit protein eL37x. Gene Ontology annotation, molecular function: RNA binding; structural constituent of ribosome. Gene Ontology annotation, cellular component: cytosolic large ribosomal subunit; ribosome. The record is from RefSeq and is a predicted model, not a curated record. Lineage: Eukaryota; Viridiplantae; Streptophyta; Magnoliopsida; Ericales; Theaceae. Gene Ontology annotation, biological process: translation.